Messenger RNA from Betta splendens (Siamese fighting fish), 2411 nucleotides. RefSeq names its product coiled-coil domain containing 153 (gene drc12). The record is from RefSeq and is a predicted model, not a curated record. Lineage: Eukaryota; Metazoa; Chordata; Actinopteri; Anabantiformes; Osphronemidae. Bases 291 to 1022 code for a protein of 243 amino acids. The transcript is spliced from 6 exons.
CCUCCUCCUCCUCAAAAGCCAACUCCACGCCUUCCUCGUGCGCGUUCGCGAUGCAUGAAUGUAGCCGCGUGCGCGCCCUUUGCCGUGCAGCGUUCACAAAACGUUGCGGAGACACCGAACGCAGCCCCGAAUGCCUCCAGUCACAUCCUCGAUCACCCCUGACAACAAAGGACGCUUUUCACAUGUCUCGCUAAAAGUAAGGAUCCAAUUAUAAGGCUCGCGUGCUCGAGCUAAAAAGGCAACCGCUCCGCGGAGAAGCCGCGAUUGGCUCCCGUGAAAGUCACUCUAUUAUGAGUCAAGCUGGACAGUUGAUGCCCUGGCAACUCCCUCAGCAACCAGCGCCCGGCAACAAAGACUCAUCCCUGUGUGUGGUGGCAGUAGAUCCAGUGUGUUUGGUCCGUGUUCAACAGGCUGAGCAGAAAGCAAACAUGCCUGCAAAGAAAAAGACCAAAAAGGCCACAAAGAAGAAGCCAGGAAAAAUUGAAAAUGAACUGGAGGAACAACGCAGGCCCAGCUUACUGGAUGUAGUCGUCCUACAAGAUCACGUCGCUCUACAGCGUGAAUCGCUAAUACGGGUCCAGGCUGACAGAAGUGACCUGAGGAGAUGCUUGAGGAAUAUGGAGCAGAAGCUGCAGCAUGAGAUACAAGACCGCAGGGACAUCAGCUCUGACCUCAGUCGCCAGUACAAAACCAUGCAGACAGAGCUGACCCACAAGGUGAAGAGGCUGGAGGAGGAGGUCAGCCAGCUGAAGGAGGAACUUGCACUGUGUCAGGAGGAGCUGAGGAAGGAGAAACGGGAGCGCGAGGAGCUGGAGGAGGAGAAGGAUGCCGCCAUAUGUGACCUCCAACUCAAGCUAGACAACAUGGAAACAGACUAUGAGAAGAUCCUGCAUGAGACUCUAGACAGUCUGACCUCCCAGCUGUCUGUGGCUCGACAGGGAUGGGAGGACAGGAGCACAAGCCUGCAUGAGAACUACAAGCAAGCGCUCUCCGAAUUUGGCCUGAACGCUCUGGACGUGUAGAAAGGGCUGAGGCCUUACGCACGCAAGCGACCGCCCCCAGUGAGACGCUUCAGUUCAGCGUCGUUGUCCACAGCUCAGGUUCUGUUUGAUCAGACUGUUGCCACGGCGCUGGGUUCAAACAAAAGUGACAGCGUGAAUUUGCUCACCCACCAUUCCGUACGCCGAACACACAGAUGGAGGCCGGAGAUAAUAUUGUACAACCGCGGUACAAGUGUGUGCACGUAUCCAGUAGUUUUACUAUACAGCGUCUGUAAUGCUGUGCAACGCCCACUAGAUGUAGCAAAUGACUGUUAAUGGCCAGCAGGAUAUUUGAGAUAGAUGUUUUUACAGGGGUUAUGGUGUGUAUUUCAGACUUGAAUGUGUUUAGGUGACAUUCCAAGAUGUUCCAACAGGUUGGUUCACUGUAAUGGCAAAGAUGGCGAUGCAGAUACGAUGUCUCAUGCAGGAAAAGGCAUAGAAACACUGUGCCUGUCAGCAAACGCAUAAACAAAAGUCAAGAUAAUGGGAAAUAUAAAAAGUAAACAAAAAGUGAUGUCUGGUGGGAAGUAAACUAACAAUGCACAACAACAACAGAAAGGCAAAAUAAGAGUUAAUGAUGCAGGAAAUGCGAUAUAGCUGCCCAGUAUCGAUUAAAGCCGACUUCCCCUGCAGUGAGCCAGAUAAACAGAUUUCGCUUCCAAGGCUGUCAUUUGUGUGUCUUUUUCAUGGCCCACUGCAAUUUAUUUUAGCCUCUCAUCUGUGAGGUAAUGAAUCAUUUACCCGGGGAUUAAGAUAAUUCUGAGCUCUAACGACCAAUUAACACAGGAACUCAAGAGGCCUUUAUCUGAAAUCCAGUGAUUACAAUGAAAACUCGCCUUCAGAGAGGGCAUGUGUUUCUAUUUAUUUAGGACAUAAUAGGGUCGGCUGCAGUCAUCGCUGAGCCACGAUUCGAUAAGCAUCACAGAGCCUUGAGGAUUUUCUUCUCAGCAUCGUUCUAAUCUUUAAAUACGUUGCUGUGCAUCUUUAUCCUGCUUGAAGCGUGAGGCCAAAGAUCGUAGACGGACGGAUGCAUGUAUGUUAUUGUUAACAUUGUAUAACUUAAAGUUAAAGACCCGCCGAGCACAUGAGACGAGACGGGGCUGAGUUCAUGAAGGAGAUGAUUAAUGAACUGAUUAAAAUGUGAAUGUUUUUGCUGCUGUCACUGAAGCCUCUGCAUCGAGACUGAUGACACUCAUAAAACGCAGAGGCAUUAAGGAAAGUGACUAAUGUGAGCUUCAGUCUUGCGAACUUUAAUCCAAGGUCAAAAGACUUUUCUAUCGCCUACAUUCGGUGAAGUUUUGCAUGUGUAUAAUUAUAAUGAACCCAUGUGGCUUUGUUAUGCGCGACUAAAAAUAAAAGGAGAGAGGCUGC